CCUCAUGUUCAGGGGGGCGGAGGAGGCAAGGCGGUGGAGGCCGCCGUGACGCCCCGAAGCGAGGACUUUAGCAAGUGGUACCUGGACGUGGUCGCAAAAGCCGAGCUAGCUGACUAUGGGCCCGUUCGCGGCACCAUGGUUAUCCGGCCGUACGGCUAUGCCAUUUGGGAAACCAUCCAGUCAUACCUGGACGGUCGCUUCAAGGAGCUCGGCGUCCAAAAUGCCUACUUCCCGCAGCUCAUCCCCUACUCCUUCAUCACUAAGGAAGCAGAGCACGUGGAGGGCUUUGCACCCGAACUGGCGCUCGUGACCAAGGGCGGUGGUAAGGACCUGGAGGAGCCCCUGGUGGUGCGCCCCACCAGCGAGACCAUCAUCAACCACAUGUUCGCCCAGUGGGUGCAGUCCUACCGGGACCUGCCCCUGCAGCUCAACCAGUGGUGCAAUGUACACCGCUGGGAGAUGAGGACGCGGCCCUUUGUCAGGACGCUGGAGUUCCUCUGGCAGGAGGGUCACACGGCGCAUGCGACUGCAGAGGAGGCGGAGGAGGAGGCGAGGCGCAUGAUCGACGUGUACACGGACUUUGCGAUCAACAUGGCUGCUAUGCCCGUGGUUCCGGGGCGCAAAUCUCGCAUCGAGUCUUUUGCUGGUGCCAACUGCACGUACACAAUCGAGGCCAUGAUGGGGGACCGUAGGGCCCUACAGGCCGGAACCUCCCACAACUUGGGCACCAACUUCGCCAAGGCCUUCGGUACCCAGUACCUGAACCGCGAGUCCAAGAGGCACUUCGUCCACCAGACCAGUUGGGGCGUGUCUACCCGAGUCAUUGGCGGCAUCAUCAUGACGCACGGUGAUGAUAAGGGGCUGCGGCUGCCGCCCCGCCUGGCGCCUGUACAGGCUGUGAUCAUCCCCAUUGUCAAGAAGGAGGAGGACCGGGUACCAGUCAACGAAGCGGCCCAGAGGCUUGCAGAGGCGGCCAAGGUGGCGGGCAUCAGGAUCGAUUCCGACGAGCGGCAAACUCCUGGCUGGAAGUACAACUACUGGGAGAUGCGGGGCGUCCCGGUGCGGGUGGAGGUGGGUCCAAAGGACGUGCAGAGCGGGACCUGCGUUACAGCUCGUCGCGACAUGCCAGGCAAGGAGGGCAAGCAGAUGGGGGUGCCCAUGGAGUCGGCCGCCUUCGUCGCUCACAUCAAGGGGUUGUUGGAGGAGGUGCAGACGGGUCUUGCAGCGCAGGCAGCCGCAUUCCGUGACGCCAACAUCGUGGACGUGCGCAACUACGAAGAGCUCAAGGAAGCCAUUGCCGCUGGCAAGUGGGCCCGCGGUGGGUGGGCUGCCAGCGACGAGGAGGAGAAGCGCGUGAAGGAGGAGACCCAGGCGACCCUGCGCUGCUUUCCCUUCGACCAGCCGCCCGGGCCUCACACGUGCCUCAUGACCGGGCAGCCGGCCAACGAAGUGGCCAUUUUCGCCAAAUCGUACUGAAGUAAACACACCGGGGUAACCUGCCGGCUUUCUUUUUGCGAAAUCGGACAUCUUUUGCGGGACUUGAAAGGUCACACAGCGCUGGACUAUGGUUUUCUUUUCCGCUACCCUUUGUGCUCUCCUUUACAAAGAGCCCUGUCGUAUCUUGGCGCUCAUCAAGUAGUGCCAAGGAAGUGUAGUGCACCGAGAACUGGGACAUUGCACAGUCCUCCUCAAUCUUUGAGGUC
Molecule: messenger RNA, 1703 nt
Organism: Volvox carteri f. nagariensis
Lineage: Eukaryota; Viridiplantae; Chlorophyta; Chlorophyceae; Chlamydomonadales; Volvocaceae
Exons: 11
Coding region: 136-1476 (446 amino acids)
Biological process (GO): prolyl-tRNA aminoacylation
Cellular component (GO): cytoplasm; aminoacyl-tRNA synthetase multienzyme complex
Molecular function (GO): ATP binding; proline-tRNA ligase activity
Source: RefSeq, a predicted model, not a curated record